AUGAUGCACCCAUCGAGGCAGGCGUACGUGGAGGAAGCGGAGGACACUGACAUGGGCAUCAGUCUCGCGGAUCUCCCCACCGACCGCGAUUAUGACCUCCCCGCCGCCGGCGCUGGCGUCGCACCCGAGCGAGCGUCAGCUCUACUCUCCCAAUUCGAACGCAAACGCCGCGCAGCCGCCAUCAUAGUGCCUACAGACGAUAAUCGAGUACGCCUACGCCUACGCGAACUUGGAGAACCAAUCACCCUCUUCGGCGAAGGGCCGGCUGAUCGUCGAGACCGAUUACGAGAGAUACUCACAACGCUACAAGAACAACAACUGGCCGGCAGCGAAGAUGUUGAGAUGCGCGAGGGGACUCUUACGGAGACCGAUGUUGCGGAGGAAGAAGAAGGGGAACAGCAGGAAGAAUUUUAUACGGAGGGUUCGCAAGAAUUAUUAGAUGCAAGGAAGAAGAUUGCUUUAUAUUCUUUGCCCAGGGCAAAGGCGCGUGUGGCGUGGCAGUUGGAGCAGUCUAAGAUACCCCUUCGAACGCAGGUUAAGUUUCGCAAAUCUGUGAAGGAGAAGUUGCAAGGGUUUGAUCUAUAUGGGUCUCAGAUCGCGGCCGAUAGACCCGUUAGUAUUACGCGAUUUGCGCCGGAUGGUGAGACGAUUGCGACGGGGAAUUGGGCGGGAGGAAUUAAAUUACUCAGCGUUCCCAACUUGGAGGAGAAAUUCAGUGUCAAGGGACAUAGUGAUCGAGUCACUGGACUAUCGUGGUUUCCGGGUGCGACAUUAUCGACGUCAAAUGUAUCAGAGUCUUCGCUGAAUUUGGCGUCCGGAGGAGGAGAGGGAAAUAUUAAUUUGUGGUCGUUGGAUAAGAAGGAGCCACUGGCGACGUUGUCAGGACAUACGGAACGUAUUUGUCGAGUGGAGUUUCAUCCGUCGGGGAAGUAUUUGGCUUCUGCGUCGUAUGAUACGACGUGGAGGUUAUGGGAUGUUGAGACGACGACGGAGCUAUUGUUGCAGGAGGGUCAUUCUAAGGAAGUCUAUGCUGUUUCUUUCAAUUCGGAUGGGUCACUGCUGGCCAGUGGAGGCUUGGACAGUUACGGAAGAAUAUGGGACUUGCGAACUGGCCGAACGGUCAUGGUGUUGCAAGGCCAUAUUCGAGAAAUCUAUGGCGUAGACUGGGGUGUUGAUGGCUAUCGUGUUCUCACAGGUUCAGGAGACGGAUGGGUGAAAUGCUGGGACUUACGCAAAGUCGACUGCACCGCUAGCAUCGGAGCACACAAGAGUGUCGUCUCGGAUGUUCGGUGGUAUAAAGGCGGCGAUUCAGCGCAGUCGUAUCUACCAACUACGACGGCGCAAAACGGAGGUGGGGAUGCCAUGGAAACGGAUGCGGCACAGCCGCGAAUGGGGGGCACAUUUUUUGUCAGCUCUGGAUUUGAUCGAAAUGUCAACGUGUUUAGCGCCGAUGACUGGUCGUUGGUGAAGUCGUUGAGCGGUCAUUCGGAUAAAGUGCUGAGUGUGGAUAUCAGUCCUGAUGCGAAAUGGAUUGCGAGCUCGAGUCAUGAUCGUACAGUCAAACUUUGGGGUAUUGAAUAG
Molecule: messenger RNA, 1581 nt
Organism: Talaromyces marneffei
Lineage: Eukaryota; Fungi; Ascomycota; Eurotiomycetes; Eurotiales; Trichocomaceae
Exons: 2
Coding region: 1-1581 (526 amino acids)
Biological process (GO): mRNA splicing, via spliceosome
Cellular component (GO): U4/U6 x U5 tri-snRNP complex
Molecular function (GO): protein binding; U6 snRNA binding; U4 snRNA binding
Source: RefSeq, a predicted model, not a curated record